AUGGCGAAGUCUGGGGAAGGCCUAUGUCCAACAGCGGAUUCCAAAGAAGAGGCCGAAAGCAUGGCAUUGCGUCCUCGUGAAGCUCUAGAAACCCUGUGCGUUGUUGGGGCGGAAAAUAUGGGAGGAAAUGCUUGUUGUCCUGGGUUGCGGGACGAGCAGCACUGUGAUGGGCGGUGGCACUGUGCCAAGGGGGAGGAUGAGCUUGGUUGCUUUGGGUGUGAUGCAGAUGAGUGGUGGUGUGGGGAAGGGACAGACUGCUACAAGGCUUCUAGGCGUUGUAAUGGCAUAGCGGACUGUCGCAACAAGGCCGAUGAAAUCUACUGCAGUUGCCUCUUCAAUCAGACGCAGUGUUCACCAAAUUCUGAAUUUUGUUAUGACCCUAAAACUCAGCGUUGUGACGGAAUCUUGCACUGCCCAGGAGGAGAGGACGAAAUAGGCUGUGGACAGUGUAUGCAAAAUAUAAGCUGUGGUGGAGGAGGUGGCUGUUACACGCCCGCACAGAGGUGUGAUGGGGCGUCACAGUGCGGGGAUGGCUCAGACGAAGCUUCUUGCACUCCGCAGCUGUGCCAUCCACAGCAUGGUGCCUUUUUGUGCGCAAACCGGCGCUGCAUUCGCGAAGCCUGGAGGUGUGACCAGUUCAAUGACUGUGGGGAUGCCAGUGACGAGGAAGAUUGCCACAGAAAUUCAGUGAUUGUGGCUGCUGCUAUGGGAGGUUUGGUGUGUUCCCUGCUCUUAGUAAUUGCCGUGGGCUGCACGUGUAGGCUGUAUGCUCUGCGUGCAGACUGGCACCCAAUCCCCCUUGCCAAUCGUGAUCCAGGCUCAGGCCAGUUGCCAGCCCCAAGUCAACUCUCAGGAACAGGAGGGCGGAGAAACAGCAGGAGCAGUGACGAGAAGGAGAGCGAAGAGGAGGGCAAAGUUAACGCAGGCCUCUCAGUGCCCGUUGAAAGACAGGUAACACUGAGUGAUAGAAACGAAGAAGACGUCCCACUCCUUUCAGCCAUAGGGGACACAGAUGAUGAGGAUAUGACAGAACGGGAAGAUGUGAGAUUGUUAGAUGCAUCAGCGGAAUCCGAAGAAUCAGAUGGUGAAGGCACGGAAAGUGAAGAAAGUGAUAAUUGUUCAACUGACACCUCAGUUGUAGAAGCAGAGGUGAUGUCCGAAGAAGAGAGUGAUUCCGAAGCAGAGACUGGACCUGCGGAAUCGGCGGAGCAAGAGGAUGCAUGUGCAAACAAAAAUUCCAAGGAGGAGGAGGAGGAGGAGGAUGACCAACUUCUUGAGAUAGAGAAUGAUGCUCAGCCAUUGUCAGGUAGUGACAACGAAGAUGAGGAUGAUGGUGAUGUCAUGAUGGACACGAGGGCGGCUGUAUUGGCACUAAGUUUGGUCCAGCAACAUACCAACGGAAUCAGUCAAGUUGACACAGAGCUCAUCUCACAGUGAUAGGUUGUGUGGUGAAUAGAGGUUUGAUAUUGUUUCGUAUCAUAACUAGCACUCACAAAGGAAAUGAAGAUUGAUAAUAUAUAUUUUUUUUUACAGUAUUUUUUUUUCCACAGUUGUAGUGGAGGAGAAGAAAAGCAUUAAGUAAUGGUAUAUCUUCAUCAUGGCGAUGAAGGCAGUUUUGUCAGAUUCAUAUUGAAAAACAUACCAAAACCAAAACAACUGUAACUGAAUCAAAGACCUCUACAGGUAAAUGGUAUCCGAACCUAUGUUUUGUAGGCAGGUAACCACAAGACAGACGUUAUAGCGAAUAUCUGUCUUGCAGUUACCUGCCUGCAAAACUUAAGGUUUGAAUCCUGGUUGAGGAGAGUUAUGUAGGUAAAUGGUAAUGGAAUACAGUCAGAUAUGUCAUUGUCACAAAUAUGCAAACUAAUUACCAUGUAUUAUGCAGAUUGUGUUUCUCUGUGGAGUAUAAUUCUUAAUUUUCUUACUCCCAGUGUGGUACAACAGUUCCCCAGUUUGAUGCCCUCAGUGCAUUCAAGUCUUGGUAUUGUUCUAACAGCUUUAGAUCCUUAGUCUUUGUAAAGAUCUGAAUCAAGGUGUUUGAUAGUAUUUUGUGUAUUUUGCCUUGUGAUUUGGUAUUCACGUAGGUGGUUUUUAGGUUUUUGGCAUUGGCUGGUCCUAUGUGAUGAAGCGUUGAUCUGGAUUUUUCGUGUAAGUAAUCGUAAGACAAAUGUUGUUCUUCUGUUCUUGAGUAAACAGGAUUAUCUGUGAUUGAUACGUAAUAAAAUGGGGGAGUAAAAGGGACACAGCAUAUUGUGACUGAUCAUGAUGAGGUACAUCUUGAAACACAUAACUGCCGUUAAUAACUUUUCCUUGUGAAUUUUUUUUUUGCCUCAUAGGAAUCACUGUGAAGGCUAGAGAAUUUUGACGCUAGGGUCUUUUGGCAAGUGUGUUGCAUUUUUUGGAAAGCGGAAGGAAUGAAGUAAUUCACGGAAAAUAAUUUGCUUUGGGUUGUGAGGCCAUUGGAAAUAUUAAGGGAAAUAAGUCUCCCUCUUUUAUUUAUUAUAUUCACUCUCCCCCCUUUACCCUUGUCAUGUACUCGUAUUUAUUUGUUAAAGCAGUAGUUGUAAGGCAGUUUUGAUUGUGAUCACAAUUUAAGAGUAUUUUACAUAAAUCUAUUGUUAAUGUAUUUGAAGCAGUUACUUGUAUUUUUGUUUAUUGGAGUUUCAUAUUUUAUUGUUAUUUUUGUAUUGUUAUUGAUUAUAGUUUUUCCAAGAAUCUUGAGUUACUCAAUUUGAUAUUAUUAGAAGUUGUACAUAUUAAUCGUUGUAUCUACAAGCUUUAUUUUAUGUAGCAUGUAUUAUUGUAUAUUAUGUUUUGCUUAUUGCAUAAUCCUUCUUCUUAGGUAGCAUUUUCCCCACUUCGGAGAAAAGGAAAACAACCUUGAAAGUUGAAAGGUCGUUAUGGCUUCAAAAUAAGUGAGAGUGUCAGAAAUGUCACAAGUAAUGUAAGACGUUAGUAGAUUUAUGUUUCAUCGAAUGUCACUCGGGCGUCAACUAACCUGGCAAAGGAACACGUUCGGGUCUCGUAUUUGUCACAAAUAUUUUUCACUAGCUCUCCCCCCCCGGAAAUAAAAGAUGGAAGCUGAAAAAUAGACAAGAAAAGGUCACAGUGAAAGGUCCCCCUUGUGUUUUUGACUUCUAGUCAUUAUGUAACUAACAAUAAAGAGCCUUAACUAUUAGGGUGAUUAUGACUGACUAUAUAAGCGAAUGGUUGCUUUUAUGCUUCAGUUGUAUCUUAGCCAGUGUCUUCUUUAUGGCGUAUAUUAGUAUUACAGUUGAUUUUAUCCUCUGCUUUAGAGUUUAAUUGUAAUACUUUAACUUAGGCAAGACGAAUUACAGAAGCAAGUCAAAGGCUUCGUCGAAAGUUCGGUGUAAAAGGUUUACAAUUUGUGGUAAGAUUUAGAAGGAUUUUUUUUUUGUAUUUUUUGUUUUGUUUCGAGUUCAAGGAUUGUGUUUCUUGUUCUUCUGAGUUAUGGGAUGUUUUAUAAUCUUUCAAUUUUUUUCUGCAGCUAAGAUUACGUUUCUUUUCAGGAAUUCAAGUGCAGCUGUUAUGAUGAUUUUUGCUCUUUAUAUUGAUGUUGUUUGUAUUGCUUUUAUUAUCAUUAUUAUUGUUGUUGCUAAUUAUUAUUAUUAUUAUUAUUAUUAUUAUUAUUAUUAUUAUUAU
Messenger RNA from Penaeus vannamei (Pacific white shrimp), 3663 nucleotides. The record is from RefSeq and is a predicted model, not a curated record. NCBI's taxonomy places the organism in Eukaryota, Metazoa, Arthropoda, Malacostraca, Decapoda, Penaeidae.